AUGAAGUUCGCAGGAGCAGUAUGCAUCUCAUUUGUGUUAGUUCUUGCGUCGUCUUUGGAUUGGACUAAUGCAGCCGUGGAAGAGGAGAUAAAAGUGGAAUGCGUCCCGGCAGAACUUAUCUCAUGCAUGCCAGCAAUACUAACCGGAAGUGCACCGACGACAGAAUGUUGCGGAAAACUGAAAGAACAAGAGUCGUGUCUAUGUAGUUACAUACAAAAUUCAGCAUUUGGUCCGUAUAUUAAAUCCCCAAAUGCCCACAAAGUCUUAGAGGGUUGUGGUAUACCUUAUCCUACUUGUUGA
Messenger RNA from Eruca vesicaria subsp. sativa (arugula), 300 nucleotides. The record is from the annotation of a GenBank genome assembly. NCBI's taxonomy places the organism in Eukaryota, Viridiplantae, Streptophyta, Magnoliopsida, Brassicales, Brassicaceae.